AGUUAACGAUGUUGUAUUAUAUUUACAAAUAUGAAAAUUAGUUUGACUUCUAAUACAUUUGUUUUGAUCCUCUAACCAAACCACACAAUAAUGUCAAAGAAUUAGUUAUAACUAGAAAAAUUCUAACAUAUUGAUGAUAUUUUAGACAAAAAUCCUUAACCAAAAUACAUUGAAUGGAUAACUUCAACGUGCUAGUCUAUUGCUUUCUUCACUUCCACUUCAUACCAACCUCCAAUACCUUGGAAACCAUUCUACCAGGACAAUCAAUCAAAGGUAAUGAAACUCUAAUCUCAGCAGAUGGAACUUUUGAAGCUGGUUUCUUUAACUUUGAUAAUUCAAAUAACCAAUAUUUUGGUAUAUGGUACAAGGACAUUUCACCACGAACUGUUGUGUGGAUAGCAAACCGAGAUUCUGCAGUAGAAAACUCAUUAGGAGUUUUGAAUCUCACCGAUAAAGGAACUCUUGUUAUUGUUGAUGAUUCCAAAGGUGCUAUGAUAUGGUCCUCUAACACAUCAACAACAGGUGCAAACCCAAUUCUGCAACUCUUGGAAAAUGGAAACCUUGUUGUGAAAGAUGAAACCAAACCAGAUACUAUUUUGUGGCGAAGUUUUGAUUUUCCUGGUGACACUUUACUCCCUGGUAUGAGAAUCCGAAGCAGUUUGGUAAAAGGCGAUUCUACAGGUUUGGUUUCGUGGAGAGAUACGCAAGAUCCUUCUACUGGUUUGUAUUCAUAUCAUAUAGAUACUAAUGGUUUUCCUCAAGUAGUGACUACUAGAGGAAACACAUUAUUGAAUCGAGUUGGUUCUUGGAAUGGAUAUAGUUUAUCUGGAAGUUCGUCUCCGGAUCUUUUAAAAUCAUUUAAUAUCACUUUUGUGAUUACUGAGAAGGAAGUUUCUUAUGGAUAUGAACUUUUGCACAACUCAGUUCUUUCAAGGUAUAUGCUUAAUUCGAUGGGACAAGUAACGCAGUUCUCGCUGUCGGAUGAUAGAAAAAGUUGGCAAAUUCUCUUCAUUGGCCCAUCGGAUCUGUGUGACAAUUAUGCUUACUGUGGUACAAAUUCUAACUGUGAUGCUGAUAAUUCUCCAAUAUGUGAAUGUCUUGACGGUUUCAUUCCAAAAUCUCGAGAAAAAUGGAAUCCGCAAAAUUGGACUGAUGGUGGUUGUGCUAGGAGAGUGAAGUUAGAUUGUGGUAAUAUUAGUAGUAUUAGUAGUGACGGUUUUUUGAAACUUGUGGGAAUGAAGCUGCCAGAUACAUCAAAAUCUUGGUUUAACAAGAGCAUAAACCUUGAAGAAUGUGAAAGAUUGUGUUUAAGAAACUGUUCUUGCACAGCUUAUGCAAAUUUAGAUAUCAGAGAUGGUGGAAGUGGUUGCUUGAUUUGGUUUAAUAACAUUUUGGAUGUCAAAAAACUAAGGUAUGGAGGACAAGACUUUUACAUGAGAGUUGCAGCUUCAGAACUAGGUGCUAACACAGGUUUGAAGAAGAAGAAGCAUGCAGGAAUUCUAGUAGGCUGUAUAAUGUCUGUUGUGAUCAUGAUAAUACUCGGAGUCGCCAUACAUCGCGUCCGGAAGAAGAAACUUGAGAAACAAGGGAAUAAUCAACCCAACAAUAAUGAUAAUGAAGAUAUUGACAUACCAAUAUUUGAUUUAUCAACCAUAGCUAAUGCAACUAAUAACUUCUCCAUUGAUAACAAAUUGGGGCAGGGAGGUUUUGGACCAGUUUACAAGGGUAAAUUGGAAAAUGGACAAGAUAUCGCUGUGAAGAGACUUUGCAAUACUUCAGGACAAGGACCAAAGGAGUUCAUAAAUGAAGUUAAGCUAAUUGCCAAACUUCAGCAUAGAAAUCUUGUUAAACUACUUGGCUGUUGCAUUCAAGGUGAUGAGAAACUCUUGAUCUACGAAUUCAUGAUCAACAGAAGCUUGGACUACUUAAUUUUCGACCAAACUAGAAAAAGUUUACUGCGUUGGACUCGACGAUUCCAAAUUAUUCGUGGGAUUGCUCGAGGACUUGUUUAUCUUCAUGAAGAUUCUAGAUUAAGGAUUAUCCACCGAGAUCUCAAGACAAGCAAUAUUCUUCUUGACGAAAAUAUGAAUCCUAAAAUAUCAGACUUUGGUCUUGCUAGAACAUUAUGGGGAGAUGAAGCUAAAGGUGAAACAAGCAGAGUAGUAGGAACUCACGGUUACAUAUCUCCAGAAUAUGCAACACGUGGAUUUUUCUCGGUGAAGUCAGAUGUAUUUAGUUUUGGUGUUAUUAUACUAGAAACAAUUAGUGGAAAAAAGAACAGGGAAUAUAGUGACUAUCAUGAUCUCGAUCUUCUUGGAUAUGCAUGGAGAAAGUGGUGUGAAAAAAAGGCAUUGGAGGUGAUAGAUGAACCUCUGAGCGAUUCGAUUGUUGUAGCAGAAGCAGAGAUAUUGAGAUGUAUACAGAUAGGUCUUUUAUGUGUUCAAGAGAGAGCUGAUGAUAGGCCAACUAUGUCAGCUGUAAUUCUAAUGCUGAAUGGUGAAAAAACAUUGCCUGAGCCAAAGGAACCAGCUUUUUAUCCACACCAAUUUGGCUCUUCAUCAGAAGGAACUAUUAAACUACAUUCAAAUAAUGAAGUUUCUAUAACAUUGUUACAAGCAAGAUAGUAUAUAUGAAAAAUGCAUUAUUUAUCACUCUCUCCAACUUAACUUAAUGCAUAGGAAUAAAUACAUUUUUUGUAUUUAUAAAGUGAAUAUCAAAGUUAGUAUAGUUUUUUCUUCCA
Molecule: messenger RNA, 2740 nt
Organism: Lathyrus oleraceus (garden pea)
Lineage: Eukaryota; Viridiplantae; Streptophyta; Magnoliopsida; Fabales; Fabaceae
Product: G-type lectin S-receptor-like serine/threonine-protein kinase At4g27290
Exons: 6
Coding region: 174-2624 (816 amino acids)
Biological process (GO): protein phosphorylation; recognition of pollen
Cellular component (GO): plasma membrane
Molecular function (GO): protein serine/threonine kinase activity; ATP binding
Source: RefSeq, a predicted model, not a curated record